Cebus imitator (Panamanian white-faced capuchin) is the source of this 1054-nucleotide messenger RNA. It is a transcript of the gene ALKAL1, whose product is annotated as ALK and LTK ligand 1. Bases 196 to 585 code for a protein of 129 amino acids. The record is from RefSeq and is a predicted model, not a curated record. Gene Ontology annotation, molecular function: receptor tyrosine kinase binding; receptor signaling protein tyrosine kinase activator activity. NCBI's taxonomy places the organism in Eukaryota, Metazoa, Chordata, Mammalia, Primates, Cebidae. Gene Ontology annotation, biological process: positive regulation of ERK1 and ERK2 cascade; positive regulation of ERK5 cascade. The transcript has 5 exons.
GCACGCGGGGGGCCGGGUCCCAGUGCAGCGCCAGCCAACCCCCGGACGCACAGGCGGGUUGGCGCGCGGUGAGGACCGCGGCCGGCCGGGUAGCCGCGCUCUGCGUCCCGCUGGUCCUCUCCCGGGCUGCGCACUCUCCCGGCUGGCGUCAGGAUCCUCCGCGAGCCUCCCGCUCUCUCCUCCCGGCGUCCGAACAUGCGGCUACCUAAGCCCGGCGCCCAGCUGCCCGCGCUCCUCCUGCUGGCGCUGGCUUUGUCCCCGCAAGGAGCUCACGGGAGGCCUCGGGGGCGCAGGGAAACCCGCGUCGCGGAUGAGGAGCCCAAACCGUUGCUUUCCUUCUCCGCAGCCGGAGGCGGCCGCACUCCCAGCAGCUUCCACAGAGCAGAAAUAUUCCCAAGAGAUUCUAACUUAAAAGACAAAUUCAUAAAGCAUUUCACAGGCUCAGUCACAUUUUCACCAGAAUGCAGCAAACAUUUCCACCGACUCUAUUACAACACAAGGGAGUGCUCAACGCCAGCUUAUUACAAAAGGUGUGCUAGAUUGUUAACAAGAUUAGCAGUGAGUCCACUGUGCUCCCAGACCUAGCACACCUACCCUGCAUCUCCUAACAAGGUACAUCUAAUUUGAAGAAGUGCCUCAAAUCAUGAAAAAUGUAAAAAAAAGAUGAAAUUUCUAGUUUUAUGGAUAUUAAGAUAAGUAAAAUAAGAGAAUUCCCAGAAAUAACUGGUUGGCUGUGUCCUGUCAUAGGAUGUAGUCUUUCUUGCUUUAUCUUUUUGUAUAUACAGUAAUUUAUAAUUUUGUAAAACAGUUUGAAUCUCAUAUUGAAAAUUAGAUAUUAAAAAUUGUGUGAUUUUAUUUUAUUUUUACUAGGUAUAUUAUUUUCUCUAUAUGGUUAACAUUCUAAUUAAACGUUUAAUUGUGUAAAUUAUCUCGUGAGAGUGCCAGUGAGAAAUGAUUUUUUUUGUAUAUGACUGUUAGUAAUGUUUGUCAGAUCAUCAUGUACCAAGUUAAAUUUUAUAAUUCUUAUUUAAUAUUUAAAUACAUGUAUUUAGAA